AUGAGGGCUGCUCCAGCCGAGAAGCGAAUUACGAUACCAAAGCGAACCUGCCAAGCGAGCUUUAAGCUUUCUCACCUACCGUUAGACCUCCAAGUUCAAGCGAGGCAACUUUUUUUUGCGUACUAUAUCGCAGACUUCAGCCGAGCGUGGGAUUUCUUGUACCCACAUUUUGACCCACAGGCCGCACCUGAGCACAUUACCCUCAGCAUCGAUGCUGCUAGUCUAGCCUUCCUUUCACAUCACAUUAUCUCGCCAUCGGCGCAAAUAUUGGGCCGACGGAAGUACGUGAGUGCUCUCAGGAAGACGAACAAAGUGUUGCAGGAUCCGGCCACGGUUCAAUAUACGAGUACAAUCGAGGCCUCGCUGCUACUAGAUCUUUUUGAGAAGAUCACGGACCCUAGACCCAUAUCUGUCGUGUCUCAAAGAGCACACGUCGAUGGCGCUUUGGCGCUCGUAAAGCUCCGGGGCUUGCAGCAGUUCACAGAUCCGGGUGGCUUGAAGGCGCUCACAAGACUGGCACUAAAUUCUGUCGUCAUAUCAAUCAGCAAUGGCGAGAGUGUACCACAAGAGAUAUUCCAGAUCAGAGAGCAUGCAGCAAACUUUACUGAUACCUCACAUCCUAAAUGGAGGUUGACUGGCGUAACACUGAAGAUCACCAACCUAGUCUCUGACAUUACCAAGGGUGUCUUGACGGCAGAAGAUAAAGUGCGGCAGUGUGUUGCAAUCGAGAAAGAACUUGAAAUCAUCGACAGCGAAGCGCCUCCUAAAUGGUCAUACGAGAGGAAAUGUAUCAUGAAGGAGCAGGAAGAUACAACAUUGGAUGGAUUCUACGACAUCUAUGCUUCACGCAUGGACACGCAGAUGUGGAAUGUUCUACGCUUUAUGAGGAUAGUCCUCUGUGACGAAAUUAUUGAGUCCUCCGCCAAUCCUGAUGACAAGGCCAGCCAACACGCACUGGAGAUGACUACAUUGGUAGUCCAAGAAGUGUGCGCAUCAGUUCCCCAAAUGACCGACUGCAAAGGCCCGGCUAGACACAAACUGCCACCAGGAUCUCAUCCAUCUCUGCACACCCACACAUUAUCACAUUUCCUCGACACAUACAUUCUCCUGUUCGGGCUCUAUGCCUCCGCGUGGUCCCGUGGAUGCCCCGAGAGAGCAAGGAUCUGGAUCAUAGGACAACUUGAUAGGAUGGCUGAGCACUUCGGAGUGAAAGAAGCGGCGACAGUGGCGGCAAUAUUGAAAAUGCAGGACAAAAAGGCGAGGAUAGGACCCUGGGAUGUGUAUCGGCUUAUUGGAAGCUAUGCGUUUGCAGCAUAG
Messenger RNA from Didymosphaeria variabile, 1317 nucleotides. RefSeq lists its product as uncharacterized. Lineage: Eukaryota; Fungi; Ascomycota; Dothideomycetes; Pleosporales; Didymosphaeriaceae. The transcript has a single exon. The record is from RefSeq and is a predicted model, not a curated record. The coding region runs from base 1 to 1317 and encodes 438 amino acids.